AUGGUCAAGUUCACACCCCUCGCUACGCUGGCAAUUGCCAGCCUGGCCGCCGCAAGCCCAACAGUUUACCUGAUCCGCCACGGCGAGAAGCCUGAUUCCGGCGACGGAUUGAAUGCCCAGGGUCUGCAGCGUGCACAGUGUCUGCGUAAUGUGUUUGGCGCAAGCUCCGAGUAUAACAUUGGGCAUAUCAUGGCGCAAACACCACUGAGUAGCGGAAAACGUCAACGCCCUUAUGACACUGUCGAGCCGCUCGCCGAGGACCUGGGCCUUACCGUGGAUAUCUCGUGUGACCGCGAUGAUCCAGGUUGCGUCAAGGACGUUGUGGACGGAUACACUGGCUCCGGCAAUAUUCUGAUUUGCUGGGAGCAUGAUGAGUUGACGGAUAUUGUUAAGGAGCUGGGAGAUAAAGAUGCCCCGGAUUAUCCUGAUGAUAGUUUUAACAUCAUUUGGACGGAUCCGUCGCCGUAUACGACUAUCACCUCUGAGACGAGUGAGAACUGCCCUGGUUUGGAUAGUUAG
Molecule: messenger RNA, 519 nt
Organism: Penicillium daleae
Lineage: Eukaryota; Fungi; Ascomycota; Eurotiomycetes; Eurotiales; Aspergillaceae
Exons: 3
Coding region: 1-519 (172 amino acids)
Source: RefSeq, a predicted model, not a curated record